This is a messenger RNA of Ruditapes philippinarum (Manila clam), 1774 nucleotides long. RefSeq lists its product as uncharacterized. Lineage: Eukaryota; Metazoa; Mollusca; Bivalvia; Venerida; Veneridae. The transcript is spliced from 2 exons. The coding region runs from base 387 to 1523 and encodes 378 amino acids. The record is from RefSeq and is a predicted model, not a curated record.
CAGACAAUAAUCCGCUAUUAUUACAUUUAUUUUAACACUAUUGAUAGGUUGUGAUUUGCAGUUAUGCAUUUAAUUGGAAUUAAAAUUGAACUACUUUUGUUGGAUAUCGUAAUAUCAAAUGAUAACAUUCGAUCUUCCAUUUGAAUUACAAUAAUAUUUAGAAGGCCAGUUUAGCAAUUAAUGUUAGAAAAAAAUAUAUAGAUAUGUUAAAUUGCUAAACGAAUAUCAUUAAAUUUGUAUUUGGCAUAAUUAAUCGGAAAUUAAUUUUUCCAGUGGAUUUUCUUUAUAUAUUCAAUGAUAGUUUGAGUCGCAAUUCAUUUUUUAUGAAAAGGGAUUACAUGAUAUACAACAGAUGUAUCUUCAAUAGAAUCUAGAACCGUCUGACUAUGCCGCAAGUUCAAAGCAAAGCGUACACCUAUGACACGGCGUCUGCGUUCGGGAAGAAUUCCCGCUUUAUGGCGUCACUGAGAUUUACAGACAGAAGCCUUCGCCGAGUAAACGUACUGAAUUCCCUCGAGACCAGCUUCACCAAAAAGAAGUUAGACUUUCUUGAGAGAGAUUCAAAUGUUCAACGACUCAAGUAUGAACGCAUAAAGAACAGGCUGGUUGAUAACCUUCAAAAAAGACUGGCAUAUAAAAUGGUGCUUAAAAAUCACAGUAUCAGCGAGGCCAAAGAUUAUAGUAAAGCGUUAGAUAAAAAGUAUACUUACACCGCUUUUAAGGGUGAAGUGAAAAAUAUGUUGAUACAUAUGAGACCUGAGCGAAUUCGGGAAAGAAAAGCACGUUCUCUCAUACAUGAAAAUCAAAACGCGUAUGACAAUAUAAUUUUUCAGAAUUCUCAAAAAUUUAACAAGUUGUUUCCAGAGAAAAAGACAUGGUUGUCAAGAAGAGCAAGGUUGUUGCUGGAAGAACAGUCAAAACAGCAGGAGGCCGUGAAAGAGACUACUCCUUUGCCAACACGAGAACGCAACGCAAGAAAAAGUCUUGCCACGUUAAGAAGGAGAGUCAUAACAUUAGAUGAUUCAAAGCCUAAUUCGCCUCUGAAAUUGCCAAAAACUCCUGCAUUAAGUCCAACUAAAACUCCUACAUUAAGUAAACCGCCAUCUUCACAUUCAAGAAUGACCAAUAAACGACAAGAGAUUUCUAUGUCAAUGAUGAAAAAGCAGAAAUCGUUCAUUGACAACAAAGAAAUGACAAAUGAGGAUUUAAUCAUCAGAAUGGAAUCUAGAAUGAAGAGUUUACAAGUUGACGAUACGGAAGAGAGUUCGGAAACUAAAGAUGAAAAUAACAAUGAUAUUAAAACUUAUAAAGAGUCUGAAACGGUUGUUACCUUUAAAACUAUGGAUAAUAUAACCGCAAAUAACACACAAAAGGCAGACGACAAAACCGAAUCGUUUUUGCCGCCAAUUGUUAAACAUCCGCAGCCACAGCAAAAGGCGAAUCAGUCAAACUUGAAGAAUAAGACCCCAAGGGACGCGAAGUUACCCGUGCUGAAAAUGUCCAAGACAGUUAAGGCACAGUGAAGUGGUAUUAUCGUUUACAAAGCUUUAAUAUAUCGAUAAAUCUAGUCGUGCGAUUACCGGUAUUACUUGAAAUAAUCGUUCAAUACCGAUACUCGGACUAAAACCGGUGCCGAUAGCAAGAAACGAUAUAUUCAUUGCAUUUAUAAGUGCAAUUUAUAUUUUCAUCUUAAUUUUUAAUGUGUAUUACAAUUUAUUCUAUUUUGAACAUACCUCUAUCAUUUCUAUCACUAUUGAUACUUUAAUGAAAAUUC